UCUUUGUGCUUUUCAAGACACCGAGGCGACAGAAGGGAAAAAAACAGCUGGAUCCAAGGAUCGUUCCAGCUAGCGGCUCAGCUAGCUGUAUCCUCUCCCCGAGACAGCUCUUUCUCCUCGGCUGCCUGACUUCCAUAAGCUGGUUGGUGGCUGAUGAUGUGGUGUGAAAAUGGAGGCUCCUGAAUACCUGGACCUGGAUGAGAUCGACUUCUCUGAUGAUUCAGUGUAUUCCGUGACGUCUCUGAAGAGUAUACCAGAGUUGUCCAGGAGGAGUGAUGGCCAGGCAGAAGAGAGACCAGCUCCAGCCAUCAACUGGAGUCGUGGCGUUUCCUCCCACAGUGGCGGGGGAAUCAAACCAACGGGGCUCGCUGAGGUCCACAGUAAAUUCCGGCCAGUGAAGAGAGUCUCCCCUCUCAAACACCAACCAGAGACCACCGACUCCGACUCUGAUGGUAAAGUCCAGGGUCAGGGUCAGGGGCUGGGGCUGGGGGAACCGGGGGAGGGCAGUAAGGAUGACCCCAGCACUGAAAAACCGACUCAGCCCUCCACAUCCUCUGACGGGUCGGGAGGGAAGGGCAAGAGCCUGGGUAGUGGCGUUGGUGUCGUUGGAGGGAACAACCCCCAGGUUCUGUUCGGGGAGCUGGAGCACUACGAUCUGGACAUGGACGAGAUUCUGGACGUGCCUUAUAUCAAGUCCAGUCAGCAGAUGUCCACGCUGCCCCGUGUCCCGCACGACAAGCGCUCAGUGACAGGAAGUAACCUGGGCGGAGGCACCCUGGAGAGGAACCGGGGAGGAGGACUAAAGAGCUCCGCUCUACCCCACAACGAGCCUCUGAGCCUGGGCAGCAGCAGCUCACAGACUCCGUAUUGUGUCCUGUCUCCGGUGAAGUGGUCAGACCUGAGGAAGUCCAAGUCCAUGGAUCCGGACCUCCACCACCUCCACCGCUCCCCAGCUGGAGGAGGCUACCAGUCAGAGUUGCUCUCCUCCGGACUCCUCAGCUGCUCCUCCUCUCUCUCCUCUUUCUCUGAUGCAGACAAGCUGCUGUCUGCGCGGGUCUACCCAGACUCCCAGACUCAGAGGCCAGGCGUGGAGCCUCCAAGUGGCCCAGUGCUGAUGUUCCCCAUGCCAGGGUGUAGUGUAAGCAGGCAGGAUGCCUCCAAGUCCUGGGCUCCCGGAUCAGGAGGAGGAGGUGGUGGCAGCAGUGCGUCAAGGGGAUUUGGAGGUGGAGGAGCAGGAGGAGAGGUGGAUGAGGAGACCAAGAAAAACCAGAACAUCAUCAACAUCGUCAGAGAGGGACAGAUCUCUUUGCUGCCUCACCUGGCUGCAGAUAACCUUGAGCUGAUCAGAGAUGAGGAUGGGAACAACCUGCUGCACAUCUCGGCCUGUCAGGGUCAUGCCGACUGUCUGCAACAUCUCACCUCUCUGAUGGGAGAAGACAGCCUCAAUGAACGCAACAACCAACAGCUCACCCCUGCUGGUCUGGGAGUCAAGAACGGUCAUCUGGAGUGUGUGAGGUGGAUGGUGAGUGAGACGGAGGCCAUCGCUGAGCUGAGCUGCACCAGAGAACAUCCCAGUCUGAUCCAUUACGCUGCCCGUUAUGGACAGGAGAAAGUCUUGUUGUGGCUGCUUCAGUUCAUGCAGGAACAGGCAAUCUCUCUCGAUGAAGUCGACCAGAAUGGAAACACUGCUGUCCACGUAGCAGCUCAGUAUGGACACCUGACCUGUAUACAGACUCUGGUGGAGUACGGCUCUAACGUGACCGUCCAGAACCAGCAGGGGGAGCGGCCAUCCCAGAGUGCUGAGCGGCAGGGACACACAACCUGCGCGCGAUACCUGGUUGUCGUGGAAACCUGCAUGUCGUUGGCCUCACAGGUUGUUAAACUCACCAAACAGCUCAAUGAACAAGCUGCAGACAGGAUCACUCUACAGCAGCAACUGCAGAGACUGAUGGACCCCAACAAAGCUGAGGGGACACCUUCCAGAUCCCCCAGCUCCCAUCAGCCUUCAGUGGAGGCAUGGCCUGAGAUGAUGCUGACAGCCGAGGGGACUCCGGGUGAUGGUCAAUGGCUGGUUCGCCAGGGAGGGGUGGGACCAGACUCUGUGCUGCGGCAGCUGCUGGGGAAGGACAUGUCGGACACCCUGUGUCCCAGAGAGAGGCUGCCUCCGGCAGGUAGCCUGAGCAGGGAGGGCGCCUGUGGUGCAGGAGCCUCUGGGGCCCGCAGGGUGGGACUGAUGGAGAGGAGAGAGCUCAAACUAGCAAGACUCAAACAGAUCAUGCAGCGCUCUCUGAGUGAAUCGGAUUCAGAUGGUUAUCCACCAGAGGAAGGUAAAAAUCAAGUACCCUCGACCUCAAACACGCUUCGGCCUGAGAGGCCGUCCCACCUGCCAAUCACAGAGGAGGAGCCAGUGUCAAACCACCUUAAUGUGAUAAUGAGGAAGCACCUCCCCUCUUCCUCCUCUUCCUCCACUGUUGAGAGGAAGCUGGCAUUUUCUCUCAGCGGGUCAAAGUCUGUAGACAGCGUUGGUUACAACCCCUCCCCCACCUCCAGCGACCCCGAUGCCGUAGACGGUAAAACACCGGAUGCUUCCACCGACUCCAAUGAUGCCGCUAAUGGCCAGAAAGUUGCAACUAGUCCCAAGAGUGCACUGAAGUCACCCUCGUCUCGCAGGAAGACAUCUCAGAACCUCAAACUGAGGGUCACCUUCGACGAGCAGGUCCACAAGAGCACCAAUCAGGAGGCAGAACAGGCCAAGGGGCAUCAAGGGAAGGAGAGGACUCCAACAGGAAGCUCUGAAAGCAAGAGGCCAUUUGGGGCGUUCCGCUCCAUCAUGGAGACACUGAGUGGAAACACAAACCACAACAACAACAGUGGUGGUCAGUCGGGCUCUGCUGUUAAACUGUCCAACUGUCAGAAUUCAACUGGCAAGAAGUCCGAUAGUAAAGCCAGCCCAGGAGGAGGAGCCAGAGGCAAGAGCAAAACCAGUAACGUUUAACCAACUAGUGCCUACUGAAGGGCAGAGAGCACAUAAUGAACCACUACAAAGAGCAAAUAGCAAGAGGCAGAGAACAUGAGAAAUUUAUAGCCACUGAUCUGAGUAACGUUAUAUGGAAUAGUUUUUUGUUUCUCAUUGGACAGGGUCUUUAUGACCAGCUAUCCUGCCAGUUUGCCCCGUUUUAAUACAAGAGACUGUGUGUGUUUAAAGGUAAAAUGGUUAAAGAGGAGUUUUAGAUUGCACAGAGACAGAAGUUAUAACAUUUAACUCUUUUACUGAUAAUCCAUAGAGCAGAUUAUCACCACAAACAUACCUGUUUUUAUACUAAAUUACUCAGAAAAAUAAACGUCCCAGUGUUUUAGAACACUAUGGUGUCCAUUGGUCCAUUUAUUAGCUUUUGGCUUGGCUUUUACACAGUAAUUCAUCCUUUUCAUCAGUGGAUGGAGUUUGCUUCUUUGUCAUCGAGUAUGUCAUUUAAAAGUAAACUUUGGAGUUGGCUGUGAUUAUUUUGUCAAAAGUAUAACUUUCGCGCUCAAAAAAGAGAUUCUUGUUUAUCCAGUGAGUGGACCAGUUCCAAUGAUAACAACAGUAUUUUAUCACACAUCUAUUCUUUGUGAGUUAUACUAAAUGUUUUAUAGUUUUCAGGAUAAUGAUUCUCAUGUUCUUUGCCUCACAUGUUUGACUUUUGAUGGUUUUAUACAGUUGAAGGACUGAAAGACAAAAGCAGAACCUGUCUCAUCUCUGUGUCUGUCUGCUUAAAUGUAUUUGAGAGGAGAAGAACCUGUGUUUGAUGAAACUGAAGCAAAUGUUUUUACUGACAGACCCAAAGGAAGUUUGUUUGUGUAGCAACUGCCAUCCUGCAGGGACCUCACAUCACCAUAAUACCACUUUUCAUGUAUUUUUAGUUUUGUCACAUUUUGGUUUGAUUUUGUUUGACAGAACCAUCCCAGAGUUCAUUUGUCUGCUAAACGAAUCAAAACAAACAAGUGUCAAAACUUAAUCUUUCUAACUGGAGAUUGAGAUUUAUGUUCCUUUGCCACUCUGUUACUGUACCCUGAACUACACUAAAGAUGAUUAUUAGUAUUUAUGUUUAUGCACACAGUUAUAUGAUUUGAAACGUUUUAAACGUGGUUAAAAUCACGCACGUGGUUAACGUGCACCAGCACAAAUAGUUUUAAAACCACUGUAUAUAUAUAGUAGUAUUUAAUUUUUGUUUUCAUCAUAUUCCACACAUUUUUGUUUGUAUUUCCAAGGUUAUUAUCUAUGCAGUAUUUUUUGGCAUGAAGUAGACUUUUAGUUGUGUGAUGUGUUUGAGACGAGGAGGUUAGAGGAUGCACCUUCUACAGCGGCUGACGAGCAGGCUAUGAUAUGAACUUUAAAGAAGUUGAAACAGCUGUUGAAACUUUUAAUUCCAGAGAUUUUAUACAGCUUCGACACACUGUUUCAAAGCUUGAAACUAGAAGAUCAAGGCUGCUUUCUGGUGCUCUUAUACAAUAUUCAAAUUUCAGUGUGGCAAUAAGUAGUUGUCUGAAUUAACGUAACCAUUGAAAUACAGCAAAAUCAACAGCCAAAACAUUUUCUUUAUGUCUGUUUGCUGUGACUCAUGGUAUUUAUUACAGAUGAACUCCCCUAAGACACUUCAUUAAUCUGUCUCCACCUCCUACUUUUACCAUGCUAAAACUGUAGCACAUUGUUGUGGCAUGGAAACAUCUCAAACAUGCGGGGAAGGGGGGCCACCAGGACCAGACCUGAAAAACACUUACCGUCAUUUUUCAUUUUGGGUCUGGAAAUUCUGCUUUAUAGAUUUAGUUCAAUCAACUAGUAAGUUUCAACAGUUGCUUGAUCCUUUCUCCCCUACAAUUCAAAACCUGUUGGCAUCAGUAAUUUCAUGAAUCUUUGGUGGCGAGUACAGACAUUAAAGGCUCACUAGCACCCCCAAGUGGCUACAGUGUUCAUGACACCUCACAAUUGUCCAGGGUUAGGGAGCCUGGUUAGAAACAUACAUCUUGUCUAAAAUCUCUUCAAUGCUUUCAUUUUCCCCCCUGGUAUUGGUAAUGAAAAUGUAAUAUUUUGUCCCGAGGGUGGUGCUAGAGAGAAGGUCAAGGGGUUCACCAAUUUUUACUACGAAUCAUCCGUCCUGAAUAUCCACAUGUAAUUUUGUGGAAAUCUAGCCAGAGGUUGUCACCAUAUGUCCACAUUGUAAGAUUGGCUGACUGUUAUCCUAAAAAAAACAAAAAAAACACACAGUUUAGAUACUUCAAAUACUGACACUUAGAGUCAGGCCAGUCGCAAACCCUAAGCGUUGGCAUACGAUGACCAAAUAAUCUAUUUUACACAAUCAAACUCGAAACUAGACUAGAGGUAAAUCAGACAAAAUGUCCAGGUACUCCUUUUAACCUUGCGACUAACAAAGCAAACAUCCCCCUGCUUGCCGUGUGAGCAGCGUCCAACACAGUUUCCAGCCUUGGCUCUCUAAUUUGCAGUUUUGGGUGAAACUAGAUCACAUUUGUCAUGUUUUUGAUGCAUGUCUACAUUAAUACAGAUGUUGUGUUUAGUUCUGAUACAGACUUUUCUAAUCCAAACUGAUCAUUGUUGCACAUUAGUCUGUUGACAUUCCUGUAGUUUGGAUGAGUGAGAUUCAGAUUGUACAGUUUACUUUUUGGUUUACAAAGUCCUUUUUUUGCAGUUUACCUUCUUCAGGUUUAUACACUCCUUGGCUGUUGUGGGUCUUAAGUCUUUUUUUUAAGCAGUGGCAUCUGAGUUUUAAUGUCUUCAACAAAUCGGUCAGAUGAGAAGGUAAUUAACAGUUUCAUCUCUUUGCAUCCAGUCUACACUAUUUGAUAAAAGUAUUCAUGUUGGUGAUAAAGGUUUUAUCAGAUGGGUUUCUGGCAUAAAUAAUAGCAGAUUCCCAAACAUGGCUGCUGUCAACAGAUCUGUUAUAAACUAUAAUGAGCUUUUUUUGGAUAUUAUUAGUAAACUAGUAUUUCAUUGUUGUGGCUACAGAGUCUUCAGUCUGUGCUCUGGUGGAAAUAAAACUGGACUCUGCAGAAAAGAUUAUGAUCUUCAACCAUUCCAUAUCUCUGUCCUUCUUGGUUAUUCUUUAAAGUAGAGUGGCACUCUAGUCAUUCUUCCUUCUCAUUUUCAGCACUAUGGGGGACAGGUCUGUCUUGCUGAUGUAAAACUACUGGAACUGCUGAUGAACACGAUUGUGUUUGCUUCAGUUCACUGCGAGCACCUGUGCUGUAACUGAUCGAUCAACUCUCACAGUGUGAUCAUAGAGGUCGUACGGUUAGCCAUGACAAAAAAGUGUCAGAGAUACACAGUCGUAGUUGAUAGAGUUGUCUACAUGUUUGGCCAUAUAGGUCGUUUCUUAAUUAGAUGCACGGAGAUGAAUCUGACACAAUUCCUUGAACUAUUCCUUUAACCACUGAUACUUUUGAAUAAUUCAAAGUGAAAAGAAAACAUAGUGGCAUGGUUGUUUUGUCUUCCGUCUGUACGGCACACCCAGCUAAUGUAGGGGGUUGGUAUCACCUGGUAUCAGCUCAAAUCCCAGCUGUUCCAAUAAGCACUUUGGAAAAUGUGUAAUUUCACUGUGUGGGAGCAGCAAACAAGUAGCCAGAGUUAGCCUUACUUUAUUUUACAGGUCUGUUGACUUCUCAUUAUCCCUCAUCGAAAGUUUCCUGGAAAUAACUAUAUAAUUUGUUCCUAAUUUAGGGGAAACUACAGACUCGUAAAAUAAAGUAACCAAGAGGUUUAGAGUUUUUCCCAACUCUUGUUUGCUGGAGUUUACCGGUCUCCAUUGUCUCAAACAUUCGCUCGCUGCCAAAACAGUGUUUGAAAUGCAGUUUAUUUUAUUUGAAGUGUCUUCAACAUACCUGCUCCUUUGGGACGAGGUGAAGGAGCUUUGCAUUGUUAACAUGGCGUCAUUUUACGGACGAGACGAACUGAACUGAACCUCUUUGACCUGUUUGUUGUAUUUUUAAUGAACUCUUCAGAUUGACAGUGUUGCUGCGUCGACUCCAAUGUUUACUCUCAAUGCAAAAUCAAAAAUCAAAAGAGACGCAAUAUUUGUGAAUGUUGGAGCAGAUGCCUGAUCUGAAUUCUUUUUUCUUUUCUUUUUUUUACACUAACCAGCGUGUGUGGAGACAGACGGCUGCUCCUCUGUCCUGUUAUUGACGCUGUUGUGAAAACAAACUGAAAUAAAAUGUUAUCUUGAGCAAA
This is a messenger RNA of Acanthopagrus latus (yellowfin seabream), 7216 nucleotides long. Its product is annotated as synuclein, alpha interacting protein. The coding region runs from base 170 to 2995 and encodes 941 amino acids. Lineage: Eukaryota; Metazoa; Chordata; Actinopteri; Spariformes; Sparidae. Gene Ontology annotation, molecular function: ubiquitin protein ligase binding. The transcript is spliced from 12 exons. The record is from RefSeq and is a predicted model, not a curated record.